This is a messenger RNA of Sphaeramia orbicularis (orbiculate cardinalfish), 2476 nucleotides long. It is a transcript of the gene pdx1, whose product is annotated as pancreatic and duodenal homeobox 1. The transcript is spliced from 2 exons. Gene Ontology annotation, cellular component: nucleus. Lineage: Eukaryota; Metazoa; Chordata; Actinopteri; Kurtiformes; Apogonidae. Gene Ontology annotation, molecular function: DNA-binding transcription factor activity, RNA polymerase II-specific; RNA polymerase II cis-regulatory region sequence-specific DNA binding. The coding region runs from base 1259 to 2002 and encodes 247 amino acids. Gene Ontology annotation, biological process: type B pancreatic cell differentiation; regulation of transcription by RNA polymerase II. The record is from RefSeq and is a predicted model, not a curated record.
UGCUCCAUAAAUCACGUUGUCCAUCUCCACUGUAGUGGAGAAUAGCUUCGGUUAACUGUUUCCUUCCUCUUUGCAACAAUGAUCAAAUAUAAACACCAUUAAGCCAUAGUGCAGGAGGUGAUUUGUGUAGAACUGGUUUACUUGAACUUUAUUGCAUCUCUGAGUGCCCCAUUAAGAUACCGUGGAAAGGGCCAUAAUUGCUUUUGAAGAACUCUGUGCAAAUAGUGUAGUGAUAUACACUAUAGAGUUAAAAGCCUAGACGUCCUGUACAAUUUACCUGAAAACCGGUGAAUCACACCUGUCCUGUGAUAAAGGCUCAAAAUGUUGCAUAAAACCGCCGGUGCUCCCAGGUCGUGGAGAUGCGCUCCACACGCUCCGCACCCCAUGUUAAUUGUGUUCUGUAGUUCACUCCAUCCUAAUUGGUUUACCACGAGAGCGGUGGUUUAAUGGGGCGAACGCACCCCCGUCAAAGGCUAAUGGCCUGCAAACAUGGCCAGAGUGCAGUGAGUAAAGCGGCCUCGGCAGCUCUGUGUUUGUUAUUGCCAAGGGCCCAUCGUGCGGGAACAGUGAGCUCACACUCGCUAAAUGGUGUUAAAUGAUGCAUUUACAGAAGUGUAAUGGGUACAUUUUAAAAGUCACCAAAUCAGAGCGGUACAGACAAAUGCAAAAAGUGGCAGUGGAAAUAGGCCUGGUGUUUGAGCUUCCCAUCCGAGUUUCCAAGACAACUGUCUCAACAUCCAACUCCCUUAUCUCGCAGGUCAACCAAUGUUUGCGCCCUUACCUAUCGAUUUAUCAGGCGUGUUGUGCAGACAAGAGAUAUAUCCAUAUAUAUUGUCUCUGUGCUGGGUUGGUUUGUGUCUAACCCUUCUCCCUGUGUAGACACAAGGUCCCCAUUCACACUACUUGACCCGUGUUUGUUUCUGUUGUGGUGACAAACAGGGGGGAGCCAGGUAAAGGUGGUAUUUACUGAGUGGCAUUGAUUUAAGCGCGCAGGGACGUCCUGUUCAAUUUACUGAAAAAUCUCAAGCUGCGCUGGAAACUAAGGGAUCGCCCAUAGGUCUACAGUUUUGAGCAAACAGUCAAACCAAUGACUUGGGCGCUGCAGAGUCACAUGGUGAUAGGGUGACACACCUGUGUGGAGCUGCAGAGGCCUCACAGUUGCGCCAGAGGCAGGUAGAGCAGAAGGUCCGCACCGAGGCAGGGCGCAGGUGGUGUAUGUGCGCGCAAACUUCCCUGCAGCCUCGGGUCCUCCGAAGUCAUGAAUCGGGAAGAUAAUUUUUACCCUUCGCAGGUUUUUAAAGAUUCCUGCGCUUACCAGAGGUCACACAGCGAGGACUACAGCCACAGCCCGCCGCCCUGUCUCUACAUGAGCAGGCAGGUCCACUCCGUCUACACUCCGCCGUCCGUGGGAGCCCUGGAGCAGGCCAGUCUACCUGACAUAGCUCCGUCUUAUACUCUACCCAUCCGAGAUGAUCCAGGGGUGCCUCAGCUCCACCACCCACAGGUGCUUCAGCAGCAGCCCCUUCACCCUGCUGCAGGUUAUGGUGACACGGUGGAGCAGAGCAGAUAUCACCUCCCUUUCCCUUGGAUGAAAACGACUAAAUCCCACUCACACGCAUGGAAGGGACAGUGGGCAGGUCCAUAUGUGAUGGCAGAGACCGAGGAAAACAAACGCACGCGGACAGCCUACACGCGCGCCCAGCUGCUCGAGCUCGAGAAGGAGUUCCUGUUCAACCGCUACAUCUCGAGGCCGCGGCGCGUGGAGCUGGCCCUGACCCUCAGCCUCACCGAGCGCCACAUUAAGAUCUGGUUCCAGAACCGGCGCAUGAAGUGGAAAAAGGAGGAGGACCGUAGGAGGGCGAGGGGGUCCGACCCUGACCAGGACUCCUCCAUCACCUCUGGGGACCAGAGGGAGGCCGCGGGAGGGCUGUCCUCCACCAACGGACCUCAGAGCACCACACCCCCUGUUUCUCCGCAGUGCCACACAAGGGAGCCCUCCUAAACCUACAGGAAGAACUUAUCUAGACACUAAGGAAACUUAUAUUACAUGGAUAUUUUAUUCUGAGAUCAUGGGAACUCGCAUAACAGGCUACAACUCACAUGAGAGCCAUGUUGGAUAUUACUGACAGGACAUUCCUGCAUCCUACCCCACCUCUGUUUGAGACUGUUCAGCAAAAGGACCAGAGACGGAACUUUAACUUUCCUCCUUUCAGAGCCAGUAUGAGAAAAGACUUAUUUACGCAAACUGUGGUUGUUUUGGUUUAUUUAGGCUAGUUUUACAGCACCUUCUUUUGUCGCCUCAGAGAUGUGAGUAGUAAAGCAAAUGUAUCGAUAUAUGUAUGUGCUAUAUCCAAUGUAUAGUCUACUUGUACGCCUAUUGUAAUAUUAUAAUUAUUCAAAUAUUUUUAUUGUUUUGACAAAGUCGUUAAUUAAUUGAGUUAAUGCCACGUUUAAAAUAAAGAAAAUGUUCACAGCA